AUGCAUCGCAGCUAUUCAUCGAAAUCAUACGAUAUUCUACAUGGAAUCAAUGUCCCUGCAAAUAUUUCAUCAAUGUUCACUUACUUAAGUUAUUUUCCGCCUCCACCACCAUUAAUACCUGGUCCACCACCUCGCCGUUCUUGGACAUGCUCUUCUCGUUCAUUAUCAUCUUCAUCUUGUUUUGUAUCAGAUGAUUUAAAUCCUCCAAGUUUACGCACAUAUGUUCCAUUAAUAACUGCUAAUCAAUCAUCAGCAAUCAAAAACACAUCUCCGAUGAUCAAACUACCAUACGCGAAUUCAAAGAUUUCACCUUUUGUACAAUUCGUACACACACAUCUGACAGUUCUUCUACUUUUAAUGAUUCUCAUAAGUAUCUUACUCUUUUUAAUUUUGUUCUUCUCGUUAUUUCUCUAUAUUCAACGUGUUCGACAAAGACGACUAGCCACGAACGAUCGUAUUCAUGCGGAUGAUAUCAAUAAUAACAACUCAGAAUCGAAUCAUCAUCAUUCAAGUACGAGUAAACAUAAGAAUUUUUAUUACCACUUAAUACCUUAUCGGGAAAAAACAACACGAAAAACAAAUAAUGAAAUUGAUCGAACGAAUCAUGAUUCAUCAAUACUUGAAGUCAUUCAUCUAACGAAAUCAAGUGGAACGCAUAGAAAAACUAAUAUUGAAGAACAAGAAGAGGCUCUUUAA
Molecule: messenger RNA, 696 nt
Organism: Adineta ricciae
Lineage: Eukaryota; Metazoa; Rotifera; Eurotatoria; Adinetida; Adinetidae
Source: the annotation of a GenBank genome assembly